UCACGAGAAGUGGGGAAAGUGAAAGUGUCCAGCUGUGUUGCAGCAGCUGUGUACGCGUUAAGUCUGCGCACUCGCGGCCUGUGUGCCGCCGUCCCCUGGUCGUGGACAUCCCCUGAGGACGUCCUCUUCUUGUAACCCGACCCACGAGCUAGUGUUACUGAGAAACGGGAGUGGAAGCGGGCACGGUGUCAGAUGUUCUGUGCGUGAUAAAAGGGCUGCGCGACAGAGAGCGCAGAGCAACACGUUGACGCCACUGUUUAACUGGACCCGCUCAAAGCUCGCCGCGGCAGUUUGGUGACUCGCAGUAGGCGACGACCUUAGUUCAUCUAAAGCAUCUAAUGCGCCUCGAACAGGUCUGACCUGUUUCGCAUCGGCCCUCUCUUAGACAUCUCAUCUUGUAGUACGGUGUUGAUCUGUCGGAACUACAAAGGCGAUGUGGACAUGGCGGAGAUCGACCACUUCAUGCCUUUACUCAUGCAACAGGAAGAGGAAGGACUUGUCUCUCCUGUAAUUCCACAUGGCAAUGUUCACUUCAUGUGGAUCAAACACAGCAACCUGUACCUGGUGGUCACCACAAACAAGAACUCCAACGCCUGCCUCGUGUACUCAUUUCUCUUCAAACUUGUCGAGGUGUUCACGGAGUACUUCAAAGAGCUGGAGGAGGAGAGCAUUCAGGAUAAUUUUGUGGUCGUCUACGAGCUGCUGGAUGAGCUGAUGGAUUUCGGCUUCCCCCAGACUACCGACAGCAAGAUCCUACAGGAAUACAUCACUCAGGAAGGGGCCAAGCUCGAGGUGGCAAAGACCAAGGUGCCGACCACCGUCACCAACGCUGUCUCCUGGAGGUCAGAGGGUAUCAAAUACAAGAAGAACGAGGUCUUCAUUGAUGUCAUCGAAUCCAUCAACGUACUGGUGAAUGCCAACGGCAGCGUGAUGAGCAGUGACAUCGUGGGCAGCAUCAAGCUGAAGACCAUGCUGUCUGGGAUGCCCGAACUGCGCCUGGGCCUCAACGAUCGAGUGCUUUUUGCACUCACUGGACGGGACAAGGGGAAGACCGUGGUGAUGGAAGACGUGAAGUUCCACCAGUGUGUCCGUCUUUCACGUUUCGAGAGUGAUCGUACGAUCUCCUUCAUCCCUCCAGACGGGGAGUCCGAACUCAUGUCUUACCGCAUCAAUACUCAUGUGAAGCCUCUGAUAUGGAUCGAAUCAGUCAUAGAGAAAUUCUCUCACAGUAGAGUGGAAAUCAUGGUGAAGGCCAAGGGGCAGUUUAAAAAACAGUCUGUGGCAAAUAAUGUGGAGGUGAGGGUCCCUGUCCCCAGUGACGCUGACUCGCCCAAGUUCAAAACCAGCACAGGCCAUGCCAAAUACGUGCCUGAGAAGAACCUGGUGGUGUGGACCAUCAGGUCUUUCCCCGGAGGUAAAGAGUUUCUAAUGAGAGCUCAUUUCGGGCUGCCCAGUGUGGAAAAUGAUGAGAUGGAGGGCAAACCUCCCAUUACUGUCAAAUUUGAAAUCCCAUACUUCACAGUCUCGGGCAUACAGGUGCGAUAUAUGAAGAUCAUAGAAAAAAGUGGCUACCAGGCUUUGCCCUGGGUCCGCUACAUUACGCAGAGUGGAGAUUAUCAACUGAGGACCAAUGUGUAAAGUGGGGGGGUGAUUACAAUACUGGAUAUUACUCAGUUCCAGGACUUCCAGAUGAGCGUCAAUGAUCACUUUAAAACUGGACUGAAAGAAUGUAAUAGAAAUUUCACUUGCUCUUUGUAGUGUCAGUGAUCUUGUUUUAUGAAUUAUCCGUGUGACUUGAUUUUAAUGCUGUAAUGUGUAUUGUGGGACUAUUGCAAAUUAUUUAAAUGCUUAAUUAAAAUGAUUCCCUUCAAACAA
Xiphias gladius (swordfish) is the source of this 1875-nucleotide messenger RNA. It is a transcript of the gene ap1m2, whose product is annotated as adaptor related protein complex 1 subunit mu 2. Bases 442 to 1638 code for a protein of 398 amino acids. Gene Ontology annotation, molecular function: clathrin-cargo adaptor activity. Gene Ontology annotation, cellular component: clathrin-coated vesicle; clathrin adaptor complex. Gene Ontology annotation, biological process: intracellular protein transport; vesicle-mediated transport. NCBI's taxonomy places the organism in Eukaryota, Metazoa, Chordata, Actinopteri, Istiophoriformes, Xiphiidae. The transcript has 12 exons. The record is from RefSeq and is a predicted model, not a curated record.